Molecule: messenger RNA, 6892 nt
Organism: Orussus abietinus
Lineage: Eukaryota; Metazoa; Arthropoda; Insecta; Hymenoptera; Orussidae
Product: homeobox protein prospero
Exons: 5
Coding region: 41-3655 (1204 amino acids)
Biological process (GO): regulation of transcription by RNA polymerase II
Cellular component (GO): nucleus
Molecular function (GO): DNA-binding transcription factor activity, RNA polymerase II-specific; RNA polymerase II cis-regulatory region sequence-specific DNA binding
Source: RefSeq, a predicted model, not a curated record
GACGCGGAGGCCUUCGGGGGGCCGACCAACCAGACGGCCGAUGAUGUCAUCGGAGGAGGAGACCGACUGUUUCGCCCUCUACGGAGCAACGACGGACAGCAAGCAACAGCAACUCCUGAAGAAGCAGAAGCGCACCAGACAGCGCGUGGACGCCGGCGAGCCGCGCAACAGCUACUCGAGCAUCCCGAACUUCAGCUCCCGGCCAUCGUUCCUCGGCGGCGGGCUCUACGGGGCGAUCUUUAGCAGCAACGGGCCGCAGCAGCUGCAGCAACAGGGGGCCGCGGCCGGCACGCAGGCCGGUCACCUGGCGCCGGCGGGAACUGGCCCGGCGGGCCCUCCGGGCGCGACCCAGCACCCGCCCGGCCACGCGGCGGCCUUCGGCUUCUUCGGCGCGCCGGGCUUCGGCCCCGCCAAGAUGCUCAACGAGCUCCUCGGCCGCCAGGUCAAGCAGGCCACCGACGCCGGCGGAUCGCCGCCGGAGGCCAGUCACGGGAUGACGGCCGCGGGCAUGGACCCCGCGACCGCCAACCUGCAGUCCGGCGCCGUCGUCAACUGCGACGACCCGGCCACCGCCGCCGAGCUGACCCAGCACAUGCUCCGGGACAUCCUCCAGGGCCGCAAGCUGACCGCCCUCUCCGUGCAGGAGCAGCCCAACAACAACAACAGCAUCCACAGCAACAACAACAACAACACCACCGUGGACCUGCUCAAGAGCCAGCAGCACCAGCAGCCCAGUCCGCAGCAGCAGGAUCAGCAGCAACAGGCGCAACACCCGCAGUCGAACGGUGAGAGUGCGCGCGCGGUCAGUGGGACGACGGUGCAGAGUGGAGGGGAGGAGAGUGUCGACGGGAACCUGGGGGGUCAGGGCGGUCCGGGCGGCGAGGCCGUGAUGCCGGCUGACGCGGAGGACAGUGCGGAGGACGCGGCCUCGGCGGCCCGCGCCAUGGAGGAGGCCUUCGCCGAGGCGGGCAUGGAGCCGGGGGCCAACCUGGACGGCUCGGACUGCGAGCAGAGCCUGCCUCCGAGUCCGGCCGCCCGCCCGGGUUCCGGCUCCGUCUCCGUCAAGGAGGAGCUCCAGGAGCCGGGGCUCGCGGUCAAGCGCAGUCCCAGCCACUCGCCCUGCCCCAUCCUGCCCAAGACCGAGAUCGGCUCGCCGACGACCGAGAUCAAGCGCGCCCGGGUUGAGAACAUCGUCAACACGAUGCGCAGCAGCCCGGCCCUCCAGCCGGUCACCGUCAACGGCUGCAAGAAGCGCAAGCUCUACCACCCCCAGCAGCAGACGGUCCACCACGUGCUGCAGCACGGCGUCAACGACGUCGGCAUGGACGACGAGGAGGACCUCGAGGAGGAGGAGGAUCCCGCGGCCAUCCGGCAGAAGCGCGUGGAGAAGGACAACCUGAAGAGCCAGCUGAGGUCGCUGCACGAACAGCUGGCGGCGAUGCAGCAGAAGUACGCCGAGCUCUCGAGCAGGAUGGACACGGAGGCCGGCGAGAGCGCGGAGGCGCCGGUCAGCCCGCCGGCCCACCAACCCCAGCCACCCCCCAGGCCCCCCAGGCCCCAUCCACCCAGCUACAACGGGAUCGCCCCCCUUCCGCCCGACCAUCCGCACGCGGCCGCGGCGGCCAUGUACCACAUGGGCCACAAGCUCUAUCUGGAGCAGCAGCACGCGGCUCUCGAGCGCAUGAAGCAGCACCAAGAGGCGGCCGCGAGGCACCAGCAGCAGCAGCAGCAACAGCAGCAACAGCAACAACAGCAGCAGCAGCAGCAACAGCAGCAGCCGCCGCCGCCGCCGCCACCACCGCAGCAGCAGCACCAACCCCCGCAACAUCAGCACCAACCCCAGCUGCACCGGCAGAACUCGCCACAGCCACCGAGCCAGAGCCAGCAGCAGAGCCAGGCCGGCACCGGACCUCCGACCCCGCAGACCCCCCAAAUGCAGCCGAGCGGCACUCCGCUCCAGCACAAGGACUUCCAGGAGAGGGUUAACGUGUUCCGGGCGGGCGCCAGCAGCACCGCGGCCGUGACCGCCCACAUCACGGGGGCUGAUCUCGAGGGCCUCGCGGACGUCCUCAAGGCCGAGAUCAUUUCCUCCCUGACCAGUCUGAUCGACAGCAUAAUGAGCAAAUUCCAGCAGAGGAGGUUCCUCGGUAAGCAGAGCGAGGCCGCGCAGGCCGCCGCCGAGCAGCUGAACAAGGAACUGCUCCUGGCCAGCCAGAUCCUGGACAGCAAGUCCCCGAGGACGAAAGUGGUCGACCGGGGAGCCUCGCAGCCGCCGGGGGGCCCAAACGGGUCAAGGGGGCCCCUCAACGGUGGGCCCCCGCCUCCGCAGCCUACGGGCUUUCCUCCCAUGGGGCCCAUGGGCCCCCACGGGCCGCAUUCUGGACCCACGGAAAAUAACCUCAACCAGAUGAACCAACUGCCGCCUCACGCUAGGCCCAGCGUCGGCAUGUUUCAGACCCCCAAGCCACCCACGAUAUACGCCAUGGCCUCCAUGCAGGCCCAAGGCCAGCAGCAGCAACAACAGCAGCAGCAGAGGGAGCUCCAGCAACGGGAGCACCAGCAGCGCGACCAGUACUGCGGACUCAGACCCGACGACCGGGAGAACAGGGACUCGGAACAGAACGAGGCCCUCUCUCUCGUCAUGACUCCCAGGAAGAAGAGGCACAAGGAUGACGAUCCUUGCUUCCAGGUGACGGACACCAGGAUCACCCCCAGGACCGUCUCCAGGAUCCUGGCCCAGGAGGGCAGCGGGUCCCAGGGUGGUAACGACAGCCCGCCACCGCCACCUCCACCCAGACCAUACCACGCACCACCCCCGAUGCUGCCGGUCUCCCUGCCGACCAGCGUGGCGAUACCCAACCCCAGCCUCCACGAGAGCCAGGUCUUCUCGCCCUACUCGCCCUUCUUCAACCCUCACGCCGGACACCCUGGCCAGGUCCCACCUCCCGGGCCUCACCACCUCCCGGCCAGCCCGCCCGGGGGCAGCGUCGAGCUGAGGGACUCACCCCCACUGCCACAUCCACCCUCCAUGCUGCACCCUGCGCUCCUGGCCGCGGCUCAGCACGGCAGCCCCGACUACGGCCACCUCAGGAUGGACAGCAACGACCGCAACAGCGAGUGCAACUCCGCCGACAUCACCUACGACGGGAUCCAGCCUACAUCGUCGACGCUGACGCCGAUGCAUCUGCGGAAGGCGAAGCUGAUGUUCUUCUGGGUGCGGUACCCGUCUUCGGCGAUCCUCAAGGUCUACUUCCCGGACAUUAAGUUCAACAAGAACAACACCGCCCAGCUGGUCAAGUGGUUCUCCAAUUUCCGGGAGUUCUACUACAUCCAGAUGGAGAAGUACGCCAGGCAGGCCGUCUCGGAAGGCGUCAAGAACCCUGAGGACCUCCGGGUCGGCGACGACUCCGAGAUCUACCGCGUACUCAACCUUCAUUACAACCGUAACAACCACCUUGAGGUAUGGAGUCCCCAGGUACCGGGCAACUUCAGGUACGUGGUGGAGCAGACGCUGAAGGAGUUCUUCAAGGCGAUCCAGGGAGGCAAGGACUCGGAGCAGUCCUGGAAAAAGGCGAUCUACAAGGUGAUCUCGAGGCUGGACGACCCGGUGCCGGAGUACUUCAAGAGUCCGAACUUCCUGGAGCAGCUCGAGUGAGCGUGACCACGUCGUCCUUCGUGGUCCAGCUGAUAGGCCGCCGUCCAGGACGCGUCGGCCGUGGACCACGGGGGCGCGAAAGAACCUCCGCCGCAGGGUGAGUCCUUUCCGCUGCGCUCGCGGCCAGCUCGCGAGGAGACCAAGAGGAGGAGAGGGUGACCGACCAGCGGGAAGUCGAGGAAACGCACCAGGUAUCCCUAGUAACAUAUCGUACCGGUAAAACCAGACCAAAAGAGAGAAGAAGAGAGCGACCUUAGAGGAACCGCCGGGCAUCCCAGCGGAAGGACCGUCUACCGGGAGCCGGGAGGAUGAGCUUCCGGCGAGGUCCUCAACGAACCCGGCCCCCAGGGCGCGAGUAGGAGGAAAGCGACCUGGCCAGGAAGCUGGCCGGGAUCCGCUACCGCUUUCAGCCCGGACGUCGGGAGACGGACCGCCGACCGAGGGACCGCGUCGGUUCGCCGAGACAGUCGGAGAGAAAGAGAGAAAGAGAGAGAAGCACGGGAAGAGACAGAGCCGGAACGGGAGAAGGAACGCGACGGAACGGAACCCGGGACGAGACGAGCAGAAGGUGAGACGGUAGUCGGAGAGCGACCGUGGAACCGGCCCCCAAAGCACCGCGCAACGCUCCCAGUUCUCCGUUCGUUAUACGCCCAGCGAUUCGUUACCGUCUUAAGAUAAUUAAGUUACAGAGGGUAGGUUUGCUUCAACGUAAGUUCCGAGAGGAGGACCGAGAGGGCGGCCGGCGACCCUCCGUCCACCAGGAGUCGCGCCCAGGAGUCGGUCCUCGGAGCGUCCGGAAGUCGCGGUCCGCCAAAACCGGAAGCGACUUCCGGACCGCCGACCUCGAUCGACGCGGAACGGAUCGCGACGCCUUCCGUUCCGCACCGCCCGACCGAGGGGCCUCCAGGGGCACCGCCGCCGUCUCGGUCCCGCUCCUCGACCGGGCGAGCCGAAGUCGGACUUCCCGGCCACCCGGUUCCCGCGGUUCCCAGCGGGUACGUGCGAAAGAGGAAAUCGAGAAGGCAGAGGCAGAGCGACCUAGAGAGAGAGUGAGAGAGAGUGAGAGAGAGUGAGAGAGAGCGAGAAAGCGAGAGAGAAAGAGAGAAAGAAUCCUAGUCGGUUGCGAUCCUCUUUGGGCCGACAGGCCCGGAGGACCCUAGGCACUUUGAACCGCUCUCGGAGGAGUCUCGGUUCCCCGGGACUCCCGGGUGAGAGCGAGACGGAACGCUUGGCAUCGCGUGAACGAGACAGAGAGAUACCGAGUGCAUGGGUCGAGUGCGAGGCGAGAGGAGUUCUUUCGCAGUCUCGCAGUUUCGCUUCCGCGCGGACCACGACUCGAGGAACGCGAGUUCGACACCAAAGUAGGAACCGAAUUCAGCCCGGAUAUUUUUAAUAUAUGCAUACGUGGACACACACAUAUAGGUAUAUAUUAUAUACAUACAUAUAUAUAUACACAUUCGAGUAUCUAUUUUGUUUUUCUUCUUCGCCAAAGGAAGCAGCGCACGCUAUUAAGCCAAAUACGAAAGGGGGUUAUAGUGGAGACGCGAAAUCGGGAGGGGGCGACGGAGUCACCCUCCCGGGUGAUAAGGACGCGUAUCGAAGGCACGACCGGGAGUGUCACCGCAGUGUUAGGGAGGACUCGGAAGGAGACACCUUCCUAUAAGCCGCGUCGGAGGGAGAGGGAAAGAGGGAGGAUCCUUCCUCCGAAGACGCGGCGCGGAAAGGAGGAGCGAGAACGCGAAGGCCGCGAACCGAAGCGCGCCGUUGCGCUAAAGAGGGAGAAGGUGGAGGACGAGAUAACGAGAGGGAGAGAGAUAGAGAGAAAGAGAAAGAGUGGGCCGAGGAACGCAUUACGCAUGUACGAUUAUAUACAUAGCUGGUAAAUAAUUAAGGGGUUAGGCUAGUCGCAGAGACGAGAGUACAUAAAGAAAAAAAAAUAGAGGGAGGGAAAGAGAGGGAGAGAGAGAGAUGACGAGGUACUGGCGGCGUCCUAUGUGAAGAUAAGCAGAUAAGGGGGGUAUUGAGAAAACAAAUAAUGUUGUGGUAACUAGGCGCGGGUACGUAUUAUAUAGAGUAGAUUAUAUAUAAAUAUAUAUAUAUUAUACAUUAAAAAGAAGAGGAUAAAAGACGACGACGAUGCGCGAUAAUAUAAGAGUGGCGAAAUAUUUGAGACAAAAAGUAAACGAGAGCGAGAGAGAGAGAGAGAGAAAGAGCGAAAGGGGGAGAGUCAGAUGGAGAAAGAUUGAGCCAGAGUGCGAAAGAGAGAGAGAGAAAGUGAGAGAGCGAAAGCGAGACGGACAAACGUACGCCCGUGAAAAACACACUUUCCACCCCCUCCCCGCCCCCGCACACUCUCAUUCAUCCACACGAAAUCCGACACACACCCACACACGGAAGGAGGAAAAGACCACACACGGACACGCGCGUUUCGACACCGGAAGUGAAAUGACGUCGGCGACGUGUUCUCCAAGUCCGCGACGAACGCCCUGUAGAUAGAGCACAUCGGACGACUAAGAUAUUCCUAUACAUAUAUUAUAUAUAUAUAUAUAUACAUAAGUACACGCGCAUAUAUAUAAAUUCGUAUAUAUGUAUGUAUACAUACUAUUCGGGUGGUAGUAAAUCCUAGGAGGUUUAUUCCCCGUUUGUUUGCUCGGCGCAAUUCUUCGCCACUCGUUGUCGCUCAUCGCGUAAUACGAUCCAAACGACUAACAAUUGUCGCGCCUACUUUUAAUCAUCGCCGCCGUAAACGCGGCGGAAACGCAACCGCGCGGCGCCCCGAGAACACCUCGGGAUUAGUUAAUAUUAUUUAAUCCAUGGCAAUCACUUAGCUCCAGGCGUAUCUUACCCCCCAGCCCCGCACGAUUCGAUCCCGCCCCCUCCCACGCACUUUUCUUGCGUCCCGCGAACUCGCUGUAUUUUAGUUGUAUUAUUAUAUAAUUACCGCUAUUAGUAUGAUUAUUAUGAUUAUUAUGAUUAUUAUCAUUAUUAUCAUUCCGAUUACGAUCAUUAGGACGAUCGUCGUCAUUAUUACGAGUAUCGGAAACACGUACACACGCACGUACACACGUUUACACACACGCAGAGACACACACACGCGCGUACACUCACACCAAACUUUUUGCAAGCGGUGAGUCUUAACCUAGUCACGAGUCACGUAUUUUUUAAUUGAAUUAUCGAUCGACCUUAUUGAUUAUGAUUUUAUUUAUUAUUCACGCCAAUAAAGGAUGGAGACAGUGA